AUGUUUUUAUUUUAUCAUUCAUAUUUCGCACCCAUUUGUUCUAGAACCGGUGGAAAGGAUAUUCAGUUUUCCCUGCGUGUCAACGGUGAGAUGUCGGAGGGACUGCCGAACAAGGAAGAAGCCUCGACCUCGGCAGUGAACGGAAAUCCGGUUCAGUCAGAGAACCCUAAUCAAAGUGUAUCAUUCAAUCUGAAGGACCCUGAUUCUCCUUGCGGGACAUUCUUCCCUCGGCCAACUAUAAUAGUUGAGAAAGAUAAACGCUUACAGUGCGGUCUCCUUGAAUGGCGUCCGCGGUGUUUGAUGGGUGCAGGAAAUAUCAAGGCCUUCCUGGCAGCCGCAUGUUUCAUAUCUUGUCUACAGGCUGCUUAUUCCGGUUACGCUGCAUCUCAGGUGACCACCCUGGAAAAACGCUUCGCUGUUGGCAGCAGCGUGAUGGGUGCUGUUAAUUCAUUCUUUGAAAUAGGAUAUAUAUUUUCAGUUGUGUUUGUUAGUUACGCAGGUGGGCGGGGCCAUGUUCCGGUAUGGAUUUCUUGUGGGCUUUUCGUGAUGUCAGUUGGUGCAGUACUGUGGUCGUUACCCCACUUCAUCUUUCGAGAACCUACAUCAAUUGUGGAAUCAAGAACAAGUGAACCUAUAUGCGUUACACCGUCCUACGAACCAAAUUGUACCGGCUCCAGCUGUGUUACAUCACCAGUAUCUUCAUCGGAAGUUGAUGGCAGUGUAUCAGGAUACGCAUUUCUGCCUAUAUUCUUCGCAGCCCAAAUGUUGAUUGGGGGUGGAUCGAGCCCGAUUCUCACACUGGCUCCGCCUUUUAUUGAUGAUCACGUGCAUCCAGCGAAGGCACCGCCCAUGAUCGGUAAAUCUUGUCGUUUUGUUUUACGCAGUAAUCUCAUCAGUCCUCGACACUCUGCCAUAAGCUGUAUUUCAUGUAGAAGAUAUCCGUCGACUAGAAGUUUUCGAUUAUCGGUGUUUACGCAGUUUAGCCCAUGUUGGAUGGAGCGAACGGGUGAGCUGUCGUGUGUUUGGGAGUCUGUCAGGCAUAAACCUGCUAGCAUACCGAAUUCAGAUUACUGGGCUUCGGUGGCUAGGGCACGUGUUGCGUAUGCCCAGCCAUCGUCUACCGCACCGCGCUUUAUUCGCUGCAGCUAA
Molecule: messenger RNA, 1149 nt
Organism: Echinostoma caproni
Lineage: Eukaryota; Metazoa; Platyhelminthes; Trematoda; Plagiorchiida; Echinostomatidae
Source: the annotation of a GenBank genome assembly